This is a messenger RNA of Baudoinia panamericana UAMH 10762, 441 nucleotides long. RefSeq lists its product as uncharacterized. Gene Ontology annotation, cellular component: membrane. NCBI's taxonomy places the organism in Eukaryota, Fungi, Ascomycota, Dothideomycetes, Mycosphaerellales, Teratosphaeriaceae. Bases 1 to 441 code for a protein of 146 amino acids. The transcript has 4 exons. The record is from RefSeq and is a predicted model, not a curated record.
AUGCCGUCAAUUAUCGCAGGCUCGCAGCCUCUACUUGGGCCUCUCGUCGGCCUUGUUGGUUGGACGUUUGUUAUGGAGGGCUGGAUGUAUCUGUACCGUCUUCCAGCCAUGUCCAAAUACAACGUCGACGCGAGCCCAGGCAUGACCAAGGAACAUCUGAAUGCCAAAAUCCCACGGCAUCUCCAAUAUCCGGCUGACAACUUCAAUCACCUGAUGGAGCAGCCGACACAAUUCUACGCUAUCGUUCUUGCCUUGAACCAACUUGGCGUCCGCGAUUCUCUGACCGUUCAACUGGCGUGGACAUACGUCGGCUUGCGUAUCGUCCAUUCACUUGUGCAGUCGACUACGAACCAUAUCUUGAUCAGGUUCAGUAUUUUCCUGACUAGCUCUGCUGUCCUUCUCGGCAUGACUGCGCAGGCGGCAAGGAUCUUUUGGCAGUGA